AUGGUUCCGCCGGCGCCACAACCGCCGAACCCCCAAGAAACCCAACAAUUCCUCAGCUCCGUCCUCUCCCAGCGCGGUCCAUCCGCCGUACCAUACUCCGAAGACACGAAAUGGCUCAUCCGUCAACACUUGAUCUCUCUCCUCACAACUUUCCCUUCCCUUCAACCCAAAACCGCUACCUUCACUCACAACGAUGGCCGCACCGUUAAUCUCCUCCAAGCCGACGGAACCAUACCCAUGACCUACCAAUCCGUCACCUACAACAUCCCCGUUGUUAUCUGGCUCAUGGAAUCGUACCCUCGGCACCCACCUUGUGUCUAUGUUAACCCUACCAGAGACAUGGUCAUCAAACGACCUCACCCUCAUGUUGACCCUUCUGGUCUUGUUUCUGUUCCGUAUUUGCAUAAUUGGAUCUACCCUAGCUCCAAUUUGGUUGAUCUUGUUCUCUCUUUGAGUCUUGUCUUUGGUCGUGACCCUCCUCUUUUUUCCCAACGUAUAACUAGUAAUAACAACCCUAAUCCCAAUCCCAACCCUAACCCUAAUCAUAACCCUCAUCAAAAUCCAAAUAUCAAUCAAAGUUCUAGUUUUCCAACAUCUGGGUAUCCUCAUCCUGCUAGGAAUAAUUACCCUCCAUCGCCUUAUUCGCCUUCUCCUCGACCUUCUCAUACGGAGGAUCCUACUGAGGUUUUUAGGAGGAAUGCUAUUAACAAGCUUGUGGAGAUGGUGCAUAAAGAUGUUAUGUCUUUGAGGAAGACUAGAGAAGCUGAAAUGGAGGGUUUGUUUGGUUUGCAAGGGGUUUUGAAGCAACGCGAGGGGGUUCUGGAUAAAGGUGUGAAGGAAAUGCGAGACGAGAUGGAGGGUUUGGAACAGCAACUUCAGAUGGUUUUGAUGAAUACUGAUGUUUUAGAGGGUUGGUUGAGGGAUAAUCAAGGGAAGAAGUUGGAGAGUUUGGAGAAUGUGGAGGAUGCUUUUGAGUGUGUGGAUGUUCUUUCUAAACAGAUGCUUGAUUGUACUGCUGCUGAUUUGGCUAUUGAAGAUACUCUUUAUGCAUUGGAUAAGGGUGUUCAGGUGGGAGCUGUGCCGUUUGAUCAGUACUUGAGGAGUGUGAGGGUGUUGUCGAGGGAGCAGUUCUUUCACCGGGCUACGGCUGCUAAAGUUAGAGCUGCUCAGUUGCAGGCUCAGGUUGCUAAUAUUGCUGCGCGGAGUCAUCAUUAUGGUAGCUGA
Vicia faba (fava bean) is the source of this 1224-nucleotide messenger RNA. NCBI's taxonomy places the organism in Eukaryota, Viridiplantae, Streptophyta, Magnoliopsida, Fabales, Fabaceae. The record is from the annotation of a GenBank genome assembly.